Messenger RNA from Doryrhamphus excisus (bluestripe pipefish), 1806 nucleotides. Its product is annotated as UDP-glucuronosyltransferase 2C1-like. Gene Ontology annotation, molecular function: UDP-glycosyltransferase activity. NCBI's taxonomy places the organism in Eukaryota, Metazoa, Chordata, Actinopteri, Syngnathiformes, Syngnathidae. The record is from RefSeq and is a predicted model, not a curated record.
AUGUACUGGUCCUGGAUCUGUCUCACUGCCUCCACUCUUUACGCGACUGCUGUCUCCGGCGGCAAGGUGCUUGUUUACCCGAUAGAUGGGAGUCACUGGGUGAACAUGGAAGUCAUCAUCGAGGAACUACACUCCAGAGGCCACCAGGUCACCGUUGUUCGAACAAAUGACAGCUGGUACAUCAAGGAAAAGUCGUUGCUCUACACCUCCAUUACUCUCGACGCGGAGUCGGGCUUCGGGAAAGAUUUUAUCACAUCGUUUGUGGAGCAGUUACUGAAGAUCCAGCGGGAAGGAACCACCGCUUGGAGUCGUUUUAAACUGGAAAUGGAGCAAGCGGAAAAAGCCUCGACGUUACAUGAAAAAACGGGGAAAUUACUGCAGUGGAUGUUUGAAAAUGAAGACUUGUUAGAGUCGUUCAUAAAUGCAAAGUAUGACCUUGUUCUGACAGAUCCUGGUCUACCAGGCGGUGUCAUUCUAGCCCGUUACCUGAAACUACCUCUGGUUUUUAACGUGAGGUGGACCAGUCACGGCGAAGGCCACUUUUCCAUCGCACCGUCCCCUUUGUCUUAUGUACCCAUGACCGGAACAGGACUUUCUGAUAAAAUGAACUUUUUUGAACGAGUUUUUAACGUUCUGUUUUUUGUCUUUGGCGAAUACCAAAUUUCGAAGUACAUCAAACCGCAUUACGAAGAAUUGAUUCAAACGUAUUUCGGCCCGGAUGUUAGCUACGACUCUUUGUUCCAAGCAGCCGAUUUGUGGCUUAUGAGAGCGGAUUUUGUGUUUGAGUUCCCUCGCCCUACCAUGCCCAACGUCAUCUACAUGGGAGGGUUUCAGUGUAAACCUGCAAAGACUCUACCCGAUCACUUGGAGGACUUUGUGCAAAAUUCCGGAAAACAUGGAUUCGUCGUUAUGUCUCUGGGUACUUUAGUAAGCGAACUCCCUGCCGACUUAGCAGAUACGAUAGCGGCAGCUUUUGCUAAGAUACCUCAGAAGGUCAUUUGGAGGUAUAAAGGUGCUAAACCUUCCACUUUGGGGAACAAUACUCUUCUGGUGGAUUGGAUUCCACAGAACGACCUUCUUGGACAUCCAAAGAUAAAACUCUUUGUAGCUCACGGAGGAACAAAUGGCGUCCAGGAGGCUAUUUAUCACGGUGUUCCCAUUCUCGGACUUCCGCUUAUUUUCGAUCAACGAGACAAUCUUUUCAGGAUUGCCGUGAAAGGAGCAGGGAAGGUCUUAGAUAUUUUCACCAUGGAUCAACAUAUGUUCUUCCAGGGGUUACAGGAAGUGCUGACUGAUCCGUCCUACAGGAUCAACAUGCAGAAACUCUCCAGGUUGCACAAAGAUCAGCCCAUCAAGCCACUGGAUAACGCUAUCUUCUGGAUCGAGUUUGUUAUGAGACACAAAGGUGCAGGUCACCUGAGAACCGAGUCCUACAAGCUACCCUGGUACGCGUACUACUCCGUGGAUGCGGUUCUCUGCUUGGGUGCUGUGGUACUCGUUAGUGUUGUUUCUCUAAGUGCCUUCAUUUACUGUCUUUGCUCCAAAGUGUGUCUGAAAACAAAAUGUAAACGGGAUUGAAAAGUCAUUUAAACUGGAAAUGUGAUACGUGAAUCGAAUUAUAGACUGCGGAAAUUUUACCUGAUCAAGAAAUUUGGUGUGCCAAAAACCAGGACAUAAUGACCAAGGAAAAACAUGGAUCAGGAAAUUGGGUAAUUUAUUGUUGUCUGAAACUUAAAGAGGGCUGCACAGCGGUCGAGUGGUUAGCACGCAGACCUCACAGCUAGGAGAACCAGGGUUCAAUUCCAA